Messenger RNA from Scheffersomyces coipomensis, 1679 nucleotides. RefSeq lists its product as uncharacterized. Gene Ontology annotation, biological process: magnesium ion export from mitochondrion. The coding region runs from base 338 to 1450 and encodes 370 amino acids. Gene Ontology annotation, molecular function: magnesium ion transmembrane transporter activity. The transcript has a single exon. NCBI's taxonomy places the organism in Eukaryota, Fungi, Ascomycota, Pichiomycetes, Serinales, Debaryomycetaceae. The record is from RefSeq and is a predicted model, not a curated record.
CAUCGACGAGUGAGAAAGUGUAAAGCAAAACUGAAAGAAAAAUCUGUUAACAAUUGUUAUGAUAGAUCUUAACUAUUGUAAUCCCAUAACUUAUCAAUUAUAGAAGAACUAAGAUAGUCCAUAUCGUGACUUGUUCAAUUCACCCCAUCAUUAAGAAUCUCAUCUAUUCAUAUAUCACAUACUUAUGAGUUUUAGAAUACUAUAGAGUUUACAAUCGUGUUGCUUUUUUCAUUUUUUUUAUUACUGUUUACCAUUCGCCAUUCUAUAUAGUUUCUAUAGCCAACUUGGUUUAUUCAAUCAACCAUCAUACAUCCCCAUCUAAUAGAUAGUUCAUGUCAUGUCAACGGUGUUUACUUCAUCCACCAUACCGUUGAGUUUCCGUCCCAGUCAUGAUCAACCCCAUACCCAUACUCAUACUCAUAAUAAACCAGAGUCCAUAUCGCCAUCUGAACCUCCUAUAUCCAAUAAUGAAGAUUCUUUAUCUCCCAUAAUAAAUUGUAUGUUGGCAGGAGGAUUCGGUGGAAUGGUAGGUGAUACAUCAAUGCAUUCCUUGGAUACCGUAAAGACUCGACAACAAGGUUUGGUUCAUCAUUUAAAAUAUAAAAAUAUGAUCCCUGCUUAUAUAACCAUAUUUAAAGAAGAAGGAUUCUUUCGUGGUUUAUAUGGAGGUUAUACAUCAGCCAUAUUAGGAUCAUUUCCUUCUACAGCUGCAUUUUUCGGAACUUAUGAAUAUACCAAGAGAAAAAUGAUUAAUGAUUAUAAAUUAAAUGAAACUUUUUCAUACUUUAUAGCUGGGAUCCUUGGAGAUUUAGCUUCAAGUAUAUUUUAUGUUCCUUCAGAAGUAUUAAAAACAAGACUUCAAUUGCAAGGAAGAUAUAAUAAUCCUCAUACCAUUGGAUGUGGUUAUAAUUAUAAAGGUUUAAUCGAUGCUAUAGUUUCAAUAUCAAAAACUGAAGGUGGUAAAACAUUCUUUUUUGGUUAUAAAGAAACUUUAUUCAGAGAUUUACCAUUUAGUGCUUUGCAAUUUGCAUUUUAUGAAAGAUUUAGACAAUUGGCUAUAAAUUAUAAUGGUUCAAAUGAUUUACCUGUAUCCAUGGAAUUAGCCACUGGUGCCGCUGCAGGUGGAUUAGCAGGAACUUUAACCACUCCAUUGGAUGUUAUUAAAACAAGAAUUCAAACAUCCACUGGUACGGAAUCAUCAUCAUCAUCCUCCUCCUCCUCCUCCUCCUCCUCUUCCCUUAAAAAAACAUCUCCUCGUCCAUUAUCAUCCACAUUUCAAGCCUUAACAUCGAUAUAUAAAAAUGAAGGUAUAUUAGGAGCAUUUUCCGGGGUGGGACCAAGAUUCAUAUGGACAGGUAUUCAAAGUUCUAUCAUGUUAUUAUUAUAUCAAAUAUCAUUAAAGCAAUUAGAUUCAAUGCUUGAUUCUCAUGAUAAGAACACAUUCGCAUAGAUCAUUAUCACAAACAGAGAAACUUAUAUAGAAACUCAUCCAUCCUUGUAAAUAUAUAGAAUUUAACUUAUCAUCAUAGUUAAAUAGACACAAAGAAAAAGAACUGCAUGAAUGAGUGAUUCAUUCUUCAUGUAGCCACAUAUAUAUACUAUAUACUAUAUUAUUAUUCAUUAGCCCUAUAGUAAUAAAACAUUAAUUUAACCUAAUCGAAUCAUCCUCCUUAAAGCAC